UACUGCAUAAGUGCAUAUUACAUUAAGAAUCUACGAUACACGAUAUCGGGUAAAUACUAAAAUAAAUAAAUAAAUAAAUAAAUAAACGCGGGAUCCGGAGAUCUUCAUGAACUCAAAAAUUGUGUGGCUACCCCAUUUUGCAACUUCAAUCAGGGGAAAAAAAAUUAAAAAUAAAAAUUUGAGUCUUGACAGCAAAAAAGGAAACCUUUUUAAUUUUUGGAUUUUCCAUUUUUUUUGGCUUUCUCUUUCAAAGUAAUUCAUACCAAACGUAACGGAAAUACCAUCGUCCCUGUUCUUUCUCUCUCUCUCCUCUCUCGGCUGUUGCUGUCGAAUUCCUUUGAACAAUUUCUGAGAGAGAAUACAGAGAGAGUAAGAGAAGGGGGGAAGAAUUCAAUAUCCAAACAAAUUUCGCAAAAAAUAUUGGGAUUUUUCACAAGUUACAACGUGAAAGGAGCCACCUUUUUGAGUUUUUUAGAUUUUUUUGGAAAUACCCAUGUUCGGAAAAUUCUCAAGAAUCUCAAAUUAAUGAAUAUUUGAUUGGUUUUAGAUGUGUAAUCCACAUUUUUCCCUUGAAAAAGAGCCAAGGUUUUGAAAAGAAUUUGGCUUUCAAAGGGUUUUGAAUUUCGCAUUGGAUUGGAUUGAAUUGGGUUUAUUUUUUGGUUUUGGGGCAAAAAAUUGUCAAUGGUGAUGUCGUCAGAUAAUGUUAAGGGGCUUGUGUUGGCUGUUUCUUCGAGUAUCUUUAUUGGGUCAAGCUUCAUCAUUAAGAAAAAAGGUCUCAUGAAAGCUGGGACAACUGGGACUAGAGCAGGAUCAGGAGGCCAUUCAUACCUGUAUGAACCUUGGUGGUGGACAGGAAUGAUUGCAAUGAUUGUUGGGGAGAUUGCUAAUUUUGCAGCAUAUGCUUUUGCACCUGCAAUUCUUGUUACUCCUUUGGGAGCCCUUAGUAUUAUCUUCAGUUCAGUUCUAGCUCAUUUUAUCCUUAACGAAAAAUUGCACAUAUUUGGUAUGCUUGGUUGUGUUCUCUGUGUGGUCGGUUCGACCACUAUUGUCUUACAUGCCCCACACGAGAGGGAUAUUGAAUCUGUUAAGCAAGUAUGGACGCUUGCCACAGAGCCAGGUUUUCUUGUGUAUGCUGCCAUUGUUGUUGUGAUGGUUAUUGUACUCAUUUUCUACUUCGUUCCACGUAAUGGGCGGACACAUAUGGUUGUGUAUAUUGGAAUUUGCUCCCUCAUGGGCUCUCUUACGGUUAUGUGUGUCAAAGCUGUGAGUAUUGCCUUAAAGUUGACUUUUGAGGGAAAUAACCAGUUCAAAUACUUCCAAGCAUGGUUCUUCACCAUUGUUGUAAUUAUUUGCUGUCUCUUGCAAAUUAAUUACUUGAACAAGGCUCUGGACACCUUUAACACUGCUGUUGUUUCCCCCGUCUACUACGUCAUGUUUACUUCGCUCACCAUCCUUGCCAGUAUGAUCAUGUUUAAGGAUUGGGACUCACAAAAUGGUUCACAAAUAGCUACAGAAUUGUGCGGAUUUGUAACCAUUCUGUCUGGGACAUUUCUGCUUCACAAAACCAAGGACAUGGGAAAUACUCCAGCAGCAACACCGCUUGCUGCAGCUGAACUUUCUAGGCAAUAUAGCGUCAAUUGCAAUCAUGAAAAUUCAAGACAUUCUGACUGCAAUGCUAGCCCAGACCGCAAUUUCAGAGAGUAAGCUCGAUUUUUUGGAGAUUCAACAAAUAUUUUGCCGGUUGUCCCUUGGAACUCAACGGGACAGAUGAUACCUUGUCUCUUGGAGCACAACGUUCGGGCUUGAAAUGUUAUCACAUUACAGAAUGGCCAGUUUUUUCGUUUUUGGCUCAAGUGCAGACCAAUUUCUGAUAAAAGGGUAUAUAUAUUCAUAGCGGAAGGGCUCUUAUUAUUUGUAGGGAUACGGCUAAGAGCAUCAUUAUUGGUGAACACAAAAAAAUGGUUCAUGGGUCACUAUCACCAUUUCUCUCUCAUCCACAUCAACCCAACAAACCAUUUACAAUAUUCACUCUUAACAAUGAACACUAAACAAUGGUUCAUCAUCAAUACUCCCUAC
This is a messenger RNA of Chenopodium quinoa (quinoa), 2076 nucleotides long. Its product is annotated as probable magnesium transporter NIPA2. The coding region runs from base 682 to 1704 and encodes 340 amino acids. Lineage: Eukaryota; Viridiplantae; Streptophyta; Magnoliopsida; Caryophyllales; Amaranthaceae. Gene Ontology annotation, molecular function: magnesium ion transmembrane transporter activity. Gene Ontology annotation, biological process: magnesium ion transport. The transcript is spliced from 9 exons. The record is from RefSeq and is a predicted model, not a curated record. Gene Ontology annotation, cellular component: membrane.